UCAAGAUGGCUUCCGUCGCUAGUUAGUAAUUGUAUAAUGGCUCCAUGCGGUAUGAGUGUUAUUUCACGCGCCAAUUCCUUGGCUCUUCAGGGUUACAAGCACUGUUGUCAUGUUAUGUUACAUUCGCCUGUGGAAGAAAAGCUUUUUGGCUUUUAUCCACUGAAACAGGCUGUCCUGAUGCAGCUUCGUUUUGAUGGCCGAAUGGGAUUUCCUGGAGGAUUUGUGGACGAUUUUGAAGAUCUAGAGACUGCCAUUAAUAGAGAGGUUGUAGAAGAGCUUGGAGAAACAACAAAUCCUGUCAACAUUACUAAAGAAAACUAUGUGAUCUCUCAUUUGUAUGAGGAGUAUGUGUCAGAACUGGACAUCACAAAGAAACUUUGUCUUCACUUCUUUGCCAAAAAUGUUCCAUUAGAACAAUUCUUAGAACUUGAGACAAGGAAACAAGGGGCACCGUAUUUAGGUUAUGAGGUCCUCGGGCUGGUUCGCUGUCCAGUGUACAUCUUAAGAGACAAACGAGGAGGGCUUCCGUCAUUUCUAAGACACGACUUUGUAGGAAACUCCCGACAACAGCUGUUAAUCGGCUUGGAACACGAAGGGAUAUUAACUCCAGAGGAGAUCAAGGAAGUUGUGCAACUCUCUCAAUCAAUUCCAGCGUCGGCGGCUAAAUUGUGACAGUAACAGUGUUUGAUAUUGCCGGGGAAGUACAGGUAUGUGGAACUAAUUUCAGAAGAUAACGGCAUUUGAUAGUGCCAAUUGCUUUUCUGAGGAGGAGUGGACAUGCAAUCAAUUCUGGGCUUGAUGCGUGGGUGAAGGCUGGAAGUUUCGAUAAAACCUUGUGAAAAUGGACGUUUAUCCUGGUCCAUUUUUAAGUUUGCGAGCUUAAUAAACGAUAUUCCACAGCCGCUUUGGAAAAGAUGCAAAUGUAAUCGCAAAGCACGUUUUUAUCACGAACGAACAGCGUUUUACGGAAGAACAAUGGCCGUAUUACUCAUACGAUUCGACUCACAAGACGAAUUUCAGUGAACACUAAUAUUUGUUAGAUUAUUAUUUUUUACUAUUGUGAUGAUGAUAUUAUUAUUGUUAUUAUUGUAAUAUAACCGUGUGUAUAUUCCAAAUGCAAAUGAUACUUGCAAAAGCUUUUUAAAGUUUCCCGCAGGCAAUUUUUUUUGCCAGUAGCAAAAACGAAAACAGCUGAUUUCUGGAACUCAUUGGCCGGUCCAUUGUGCGAUGUUGGUUCUGUUGAUCUCUUCCUUAAUCCAAAGAUAACAAAUACGUGCAUUUAUUGUAAACGGUAAUAAACGGCAAUAAACGAUAU
Messenger RNA from Pocillopora verrucosa, 1315 nucleotides. RefSeq names its product U8 snoRNA-decapping enzyme-like. Lineage: Eukaryota; Metazoa; Cnidaria; Anthozoa; Scleractinia; Pocilloporidae. Gene Ontology annotation, cellular component: nucleus. Gene Ontology annotation, molecular function: snoRNA binding; phosphodiesterase decapping endonuclease activity. The record is from RefSeq and is a predicted model, not a curated record. Gene Ontology annotation, biological process: mRNA catabolic process; sno(s)RNA catabolic process.